Molecule: messenger RNA, 4314 nt
Organism: Thunnus maccoyii (southern bluefin tuna)
Lineage: Eukaryota; Metazoa; Chordata; Actinopteri; Scombriformes; Scombridae
Product: phospholipase ABHD3-like
Exons: 8
Coding region: 1187-2506 (439 amino acids)
Biological process (GO): medium-chain fatty acid catabolic process; medium-chain fatty acid biosynthetic process
Molecular function (GO): acetylesterase activity; monoacylglycerol lipase activity
Source: RefSeq, a predicted model, not a curated record
CUCUGCGGUCAAGGUUGUACUGAACGACCUCACCAUCCGCUCUAUUCUGUUUUAUUUCAUUUUUCUUAAUUAGUUAUUUUUUCUUUAUCUUAUACUAUUAAGCUUCAUUUUAUUUUAGUACAUUUUUCUUAUUCCUCACCCUCACUUUUUUUUGGGUGGUUGCACUGUCUUCAAAAAUGACAACAUUUUACAUGAGCCACCUUUAUUUUACACACUGGCAGAAUCCUAAUAUGAGCUUGAUCAUAGUAAUGUAUCAUUUGUAUGGCAGUGUAUUUUAUUCUCUAAUUAAGCCCACUUUAUUCAGAUGCAACUUAUUCAACAUUAUGUUUAAGGGCUGUAACUAAUGAUUAUUUGGUAACACUUAAUUAUGACAACCUUUAUUUAUCAUUUAUAAGCAGAAAAUGAACAGAUAUAACAUGCUAUAAUGUAGACAUAAGCAGACAUUUUUUAUUUAUUUAUACAUUUAUUUGUCAACAACUAUAACCCAUCAUGCAAAACAUUCAUAACAGGUGUAUAAAGUGAUAAUGAAUGCUUGAUAAGGUCACAUAACAUAGUUGUAAUCAUAUAUAAUGAGAUGUUUUCAUUUAUAACAAACCACCUGAAUUGUACCUGAAAGUAAAUGUGAAAUAAAAUAAAUGCGUUGUGUAUGUAAUCUAAUGUCAUUUUAUUACAGUUGUAUACAGUAUUAUCUAGUAUUCAGGUCAUUCAGCUGUUUAUACCAAAGUUAUGGAUCCUUCAAAGGAGUUGUUAUUGUUGACAAAUAUAUUCAGAAAUACUUAAUAUUUGCUUACAACUACAUUACAGUGUGUUUAAAUUUACUGCUUAAAAAUGCUCAGUAGGGGAGAUUAAAAUAAAGUGUUACCAGUUAUUGUCAUUACUGAUUUAACUGCUGAUUCCUUUUUUCAACCAAUCUAUUAUUCAGUCUAUAAAAUAUUAAAAAAGUGAAAAUGCCCAUCACAGUUUCCCAAAACUCCAGGUGUUCAACAGUCUCAAAACCCAAAGAUAUUUAAUUUACAAUGAUAUAAAACAGAAAAAAGUUGCAGUUUCUCACAUUUGAGGAGCUGGAACCAGCAAAAUGUUUGACGCUGUAGCUUGAUAAAUGACCUGAAAUGAUUACUGUGUAUGUGUCGAUUAAUCAAUUAAUUAACUAAUUCUUUCAGCACAUAUCACAGCACAUAUUCAGUGUAUGGUAAGAAUAAUACCAUGUUGUAUGUUUUGUAUAUGUCAUAGUUUGCAUGUCAGUAGUUGUGUAGCAGACUGUUGUGUUUGUUACAUCACACAUGCUUUUGAAACUCCAUACGGCUCCCCUCACCCCUCUUGUUUUGAAUGCAUGUUUGCAUGUUUUGUUUUGUCUGUCGCAGGUAUUCAUUUAACAGUGCCUGUGUUUCCAAACCUCUUUUCCUCUCAGACACCAGCCCUGGUUUGUAGCGAGGCUUUCAGCGUGUUCCUCCACAAGCACUGUCCUGUGGUGGCUGAGACCUUCAGUCCCACUCCGUGGUGCUGGGGAGGCCGGCUUCAAACCCUGGUCUGUGCCCUCAUCAAGUCCAGACCUCCCGUCACUUAUCGCAAUGAGCUCAUACGUACGGUUGACGGUGGUCAGAUUUCUCUGGAUUGGGUGGACAAUCAGGCCAGUACGGCCUACCCAGAAUCCUCUACUCGCCCCACAGUGCUGAUCCUCCCUGGCCUGACGGGGAACAGUCAGCAGACCUAUGUGCUCCAUGCUAUUACCCAGGCCAGCCGCCACGGCUACAGAUGUGUGGUCUUCAACAACAGGGGGUUUGGAGGGGAAGAGUUGCUUACACCUGUCACCUACUGCGCAGCCAGUACCACAGAUCUUGAGCGUGUGGUGCAUCAUGUCAAAGGACUCUACCCACACGCCCCUUUGCUUGGUGCUGGUGUGUCUAUGGGAGGCAUGUUACUAUUAAACUACUUGGCCCGUAAGCGCACAGAGUCAGGGAUGGUGGCGGGUUUUACCAUCUCCGUCCCCUGGGAUGCGCUGAAGUCCACCGUCUCUAUGGAAGAACCGCUCAACUGGCUGCUCUUCAACAAAUACCUCACAAGCGGACUGUGUCGUGCCGUCAGCAGGCAUAGGAAGAUUCUGGAGAAAGUAGUGGAUGUUGAUUAUGUGCUGAAGUCGCGUAAUAUCCGGGAGUUUGACGAACGCUUUACCUCUUUGCUGUUUGGUUAUAAAUCUUGUACGGACUACUACCGCGAUGCCAGCCCAGGAAAAAAACUCCCCAACACAGCGGUACCCAUCUUGUGUCUCAAUGCCGCUGACGACCCUUUCUCCCCGCAGAACGCCUUCCCCUUGACCAUAGUCCAGGGCCUGCCUAACGUCGCUCUUUUGUUGACGGCCCACGGCGGCCACAUAGCCUUCCUGCAGGGUUUGUUUCCACGUGGCGAGAGCUACAUGGAGCGCCUGUUCAGCCAGUUCGUCCACGCAGUGUUUGAACACCCGAAGGACAUCAAGAAAGCUUGUGGCAUCAAGGAGGAGCAGACGAGCUGAUCAUCUUGCACCCUGUCCGUACUGUAAACCCAACUGAAUAACAGACUGCUUGCUAAGAGGAAUUGAGGAAUGAAUUCAUGUUACAGCCGUAGAACAACAAAUCACAAACAAAACCAUCGCUAAGCUUUGCAUGGCAUGACGUUAUCCUAUCACAGAAAUGUUCGCGUCGCCUGCUUGCUUGCACAGAGAAUGACCAACUGUAUUGUACAAUCACAUGACCUCACCGCAGCUCUGUUUAUCUACCUCGUCAUCUCGUCUCAGGUUCUCUUUCAAUGAGCAAUCACGGGAGGUUCGAAAAAGUCGAUAACUGCGAAAUCAAGCUGUGGAGCCGUAUGUCAAGUAUUUUAAAACAUUUGGAUCUAACUGACAAGCUGAUGUGUAAUAUUGUAUCUACAUAAUAUAAUAAGAAGAUGUAUAGUUUUAAAAUGAUUUGUCAGAAAAGUUUGAAUUGCUUUUAAUCAUAUUGUGUUUUCAACACCGUUCUCCAAUCAGUGCCGUCCCAACUGCACAGGACCCCUCCUAUGUGUUGAAAACAAACAAAGCAAAAUCAUUCCUUGUAAGGAAAAUGCUAUUUAAAACUAUUUAAUAUUAAUUUAAUAUAUAAAAAAUAAUAAUAUUGUCUGAUUGAUGUUAGAGUUUCUUUAGGCUUGUGAUGCUUUGGUUUUGCAAGAGUUGUUUUCCUUGAAGUGUAAGACGCCUUAAAGGAUUAUGUUUUAGCCCUGCAUGUGUACUUAACACACAAUUUCUCAAUGAAUACCAUGCACUGAAGUAAUCUGUUCAACUGUUCGAGCUGUCACUCUCAACAUGGUUACACCCGUGUUGCAGAAUAUACACUAAUAUACUCUAAAGAGAUGACCUGUAUAUGAACUGAGUUUACAUCAGUUGGAAUUUUAAGAUUUUUAAGGUUACCACUUGAUUUUUUUUUGUUUUGAAGCAAAAAAGGGAAUCAAUUAAAUGUAAAAAAAAGGAUAUUAUAUUUAUAGCAGUAUGCUUGAUUGUAAUGCAAAUAUGUGUGCUGGCAGGUAAAUAAGCUACUAUCAUGUAAAAUGCAGUAAAGCUCAGUGUGGUACUUGAGGAAUUUUGACCUGCUGUGGGUAAUUUUAAUCGGGUACUUCUGAAUUUGUGUUUGUUGUUAUUUAGCUUUCUGUUUUGUUUGUCAUUGAUGCACAUUGUUGAUGAGGCGAAGCGUAAUCGAAAGAGAAUGAUGAUAAAUGUCUGAUAUGAAGUUUUGUAGUUAUUUUAGGACAUUUGUCCAGUAUUGAAUCACUGAUUGUUUUUUACAAGGACCAGGUCAGUAUAUGUAUCAGUCAUGUGUACUGAAUGUCUUCAACCCAGCCAAGAAUAUGCAGAAGGUUUUAUUAUGUGUGUGCAUCACUGAUAGUGCACUGGCAAUACACACACACACACACACGCACACACCGCUUGAUUGUGCCAAUACCAAGGUGUUAUUUAUUCAUGAUUGUUUUUAGCAAUAGCUGCACUUGUUGAAACUCAGCUUUCAGCUGUGAUCCAAAAAUAUAACCGUUUUAAGAAAUGGUGCUAAUUUUUGGCUUUUAGGUAAUAAGCAUGAAGUGUUUGUAGAAAGGAAAUCACCUAUUUGCUCAUCAACUCUGCAGAUGUGCAUGCCUUUAAUUGCUGUGUAUUUUUUAAUGGACAUUUUUAUUUUCACUUCUGUACAAGCUGUAAUCACAAUCACAGUAUGUAAUAUCAGUUAAGGCUUUUCAUUUAAAGACCUUUUGGGCAUUAUGGACUGUCUAUUUGAUUGUAAGUUUCUGAAUUGCACUUGAAUUAAAGAACAAUGAUACAGA